Molecule: messenger RNA, 13427 nt
Organism: Eriocheir sinensis (Chinese mitten crab)
Lineage: Eukaryota; Metazoa; Arthropoda; Malacostraca; Decapoda; Varunidae
Exons: 15
Coding region: 308-2515 (735 amino acids)
Biological process (GO): base-excision repair, AP site formation
Cellular component (GO): nucleus
Molecular function (GO): mismatch base pair DNA N-glycosylase activity
Source: RefSeq, a predicted model, not a curated record
GUUUGUUUACAAGCUACCUGCACGUCCUCCAUCAGAUGUGUUCCCUGAUUUUCGUGUUUUUUUAGUGUUUUUACUCGACUGAGACCUUUCUGCCGCUCCCCACGUGGACGUACUCUCAUCAACCAGCCAGAAAGGGAGGAUGAACAGCUGGGUUGUCUGUGCGAUGACAGCCUAAGCUGGGAUUCCAUCCCAGUCCUGUAGAUUCUUGAAAGGGUUUAAAUCAUAGGAAGAAGGACCUCAAACAAAGCAAAGGAGAGCUUCUCUCUUGCAGUAGUCAUCCUAUCUGACAACCAAGAACAGAUGAAAUAUGGCAUCGAAUGAACCAAAUUUAAGGAUACCGGCAAUCCUUAUGCCUUCAUACCACAAGCUUAUGAGUACAGAAGAAGGCAAGGCUGCCGAGAAACGAGUGCGUGUGUACUGUGGCGUCUGCAAGGAAACUCGCUACUACUCCAUUCAUCGAGGAGUUACUCGCAUUGGGAGUGUGGUGUUGGCCUGCGAGGCAUGUCGCCACUACUACCAGAAAUUCAAAAGACAACCAUGCAUUUUGCGGUGCAGGGACAAGGAUAGUGGCAGUUGUCCUGUACUCGGUGACAACUCAAAGAGCCGGUGUAAAGCCUGCUGGAUUGCCCACCUGCUCCGGAUCUGCCCCUUUCCUGAGGAUUUAUAUGUUCAUCUACAAGGACAUCUUCCAAGUAAACUUAAGGCUAAAAUGUCGCCAAAGCCUGUGUCACCUGAGGAUGUGUCUGAAGAUGACCGUGGGAAGCUGGGCUUGGAGGUGCUGCAGGAUAAGGAGUGGGUGGACGCAACUGUUGUGGCCCCACCUGACCCUGACCCAGAGCCCGAACCAGAACCAGAACCAGAACCAGAACCCUGUGAGGAGGAAGACACUAAGAUGUCUGAGCAGGAGUACACAGUAGUGAAGGAAGAACCCCUGCAUGAUGGCUUUGAGCACAACUCUGACACUCUUGACAACUAUACCUCAGACUGCCCUGAAGCCCAGGGCACCCCAUGCCAGAAUGACAGUGAAGUCAGUAAUGUGGAACAUGUUAGAGAGAUAGAACGGGAUAACUUGAAAUGGUGGAUGGGGCAGGUGGAAGGCACACCCUACACUUACCCUGAGAGUGGCAGUAAUGAGUCAUACUACAGUGGAGAUGGCAUAAACUCCAGCGAUGGCCUUACCCCCCUGACACCCCUGCAGCCUGCAGGCUGCCUUACCACCCUCACACCCCUGCAGGUGCCUCAAGACCAACACAACCAGAAUGGCUUCCAUAACUCUAGUACAAUUUUAGACAAUGUGAAGCAGGAAAAGACUGACUGGCAUGAUGGAGAAAGUCAAGAAGCUCAACUCUUCCAAAAGAUCAGCAUCAAAAGAGAAUAUUACCUUCAGCCUGAGCAAAUGGAUGGCAUCAGGCUACACACUAGUCCUUAUUUCAACUCAAUGGGAAUGGAAGAUCAACUUGACAUAAACUUACUCAACCAAAACCAUGAUGCAAUGAAUGGUAGCAUCAGUUGGAAUAUAGAAAGUCCAUCUGUAGACAGUAGUGUCAGCAGAACUUCCCUCCAGGAGAACAACGAGCCUGCCAAGCCCACAAAGCGAGUGCGAAAACCCAAAGUGAAGCUUGAAGAUGAGGAGUUUAUCUCUGCAAAAUCGCCAUCUGAAAAAAUCAAGAGAUCUGCGCCGAAUAUUGACCCUGAUGGAGUACCGUUACCAUCCCCUUCAAAACAAAAGAAAAAGUUUGACAGGUUUAAUGGAAUUCCUGAGGAAGAAGUUGCCAAAAAGACCUUACCAGAUCACUUGGGACCAAAUAUGGAUAUCCUUAUUAUUGGCAUCAACCCCGGACUCACUGCAGCCCACAAAGGUCAUCAUUAUGCAGGACCCGGCAAUCAUUUUUGGAAGUGCAUGUACUUGUCUGGCCUCAUCCCCAAGCCCUUCACUGCCUUUGAUGACUUCAGGCUGCUGGAGUAUGGCAUCGGCUUCACCAACAUGGUCUCACGCACGACUCGGGGUUCCAGCGAUCUCUCUAAGAAAGAGAUCAAAGAAGGAGGGGAACAACUUCGAUUGAAGCUGAAACGAUACAAGCCUCUCAUAGCUGUGUUUAAUGGCAAAGGGAUUUAUGAAAUAUACUCAGGGAAGAAGGAAUUUUGCUUUGGAAGACAACCUGAGAAGGUUGAAGGAACCAGAACACACAUAUGGGUGAUGCCAUCAUCCUCAGCCAGGUGUGCCCAGCUCCCAAGAGCCCUCGACAAGGUUCCAUUCUACUCUGCGCUGCGCAAGUUUCGGGAUUACUUGAAAGGUACCAUUAGUGAAUUAGAUGAGGAGGAAGUUGUUUUCUCCAAUGUAAAGUUGACCAAUUUUAAGCCUCAAAUAAAACUGGAACCAGAAGCAGAGGCUCCACCAGAAUCUGAGUGUGUGUCUGCCAAGGUUGCCAAACAUAAACACAAGAAAGUGGUAAGUGACAGGACAAAAGGACAGAAAUCUCCACAAAAGAAAAAAAAGAAUGCUCCAAAAACUUGAAAUAGGAAAUAAAUUAUAAGAUAUGUAUGGUAAUAUCAAUAAUGUAAAUAUAUAAAAUAUAGCAUUGGAACAAUUAAUUUAUUAACUAGUAUAAGUAUUUUGAAAUGUCAGUCAGGAGGUAUAUUUAAACUACAAUAAUGGUAAAUAAGUAGAUUUUCUUUGAGAAACCUGAUAUCAGUAUUGUUUUGAUAUUUAUCUGAUAAUUUCAUGUUAGUGGGGUGGUGGAAAACACAAGUGAAGUAUGCCUUAACCUUUGUAUGGUUUUACUUGAAAAUUAGUGUGAGGUUUCUUGCCACAAGUUGUAAUUCUACUAUUGUAAUUUUGGAGACCAAUAUUCUUAAUGUGGAUAACACUGUCUUGUUUUAACUUUCUUAACUCUUCAUAGGGCUGGGAUUCAACAGUGAGAGUGAAGUCACUUGAGUUAAAUAUCUCACAGCAAAAUACCCAGAAUUCUAGUCCAGUUUGGUUAUGUUAGCUUAGGUUACAUCUGUGCCCUUUGCACAGAAAUAAUAUCUUGAAUCAGAAUCUUUAGUCCCAUGCAUUUUAAAGUUUUCUAGAAAAAUAGUAAUAAUGAUAAUAAUGAAAAGAAUAAUGAUAACAAAAAUGAUAAUAGUAAUGAUAAUAAUAAUAAUAAAACAACAAUAAUCAUUAUCAUCAUCACUAUCAUUAUCAUCGUCAUCAUUACACUAUGUUUCCUGCAAUGGUAGGAGAGCCAAAUGGCCUUGUGACCAUUGUGCCCAGGCAAUGAUUUAUAAGGCUUAGAUUCAGUUCUUAGCUUUAUCUCACUGUAUGAGGUCUGCCUAGAAAGUAUUCAGCCAUUUUGAAUAUUUUGAGAACCAGUCAUGUGGCCUUGAUAUAAUUUGGCACUCGGUCAGAGGGGACCUUACUGCACAUGCAUGAAAUCAGUUCCCUGUGUUACCACAAUGGUGAGGAAGGAUGUGUACUGUGUGAAGGUCACAUUCGCAGACACUUUCAACUGAAAUUUUUGCUUUGGGCAAUGUCAGAAGUUGUUUUUUUCACCAUUUUCUGUGAGGUCCUAGACUCAAGAGCUUUUGAAUAUAAAGUUGUGCAAGGAGAAAUGCUUGUGCCUGCAUGCAUGCACACUCGUACACAUAAAAGGAUGGAAUUGCAGGAAUAUACAUACUCCAGUCUCCACAAUUAUUUUUAUUUUUAUUAUCUUUGUUAUGAUUAUUAUUACUAUUAUUAUUAUUAUUAUUAUUAUUAUUAUUAUUAUUAUUUAUGUGGCAACAUUCACACCUCUGGCUGUAUAUACCAAAGUACCAGUGAGAUUCACAAAUAUUCUCCCAGGAAUGCCUCCAUCACUCACAGCUGUAAGGAGCACUACAAGUUAUUUACUAACACGUAAGAAACUUUCAGGUGUUUUGGGUAUAUCUGUUGCAGUCCACAGUAAUAACAAACCAGUAUCUUUUGAAAUGAACAUGAAUUACAUUUUUAUGCAUAAUUGCAGAGCUAUAUAUGGCAAUAAAUUAAAUUAAAUGCGGAUCUUUUAUAUAUAAUCAUUUAUAGUAGAUAUAUACUAGAGCAUGUAACUAAGUCAGGAGUACAAUGACUGUUGAGGAAAUAGGUCAGCAGCCAUCAUGCUGUGCCCACUUGAUUCAAAACAAACAACUUAACACAGUUCACUCUUGCCCAAUUUCCAGACACAAGAACAUUUAAUGUUAUGAUAAAACUACUAUCAUCUUCCUGAGGAAAUUUUUCAUUGCAUUAGUAUAAAAUUGUAGCAGCAAUGGGAACAGAUAUGUGAAGAUGAGGAUUAAGGAAAAUAUUGCUCAUAUUACUUUUGAUUAUAUUAAAUCUUCAAGCACAGUCCCUGAAUAUGGACAGUUGUCUGAUCUUGGUACAAAUUUCAUCCCAAUUUGAUAAUAUCUGUUGCCUGGGAACACAAAUUGUACUGCAAAUGUAGGGACAAUUGCCACCAUCGUUGACGUUGGUUGGUUCUACCUGUACUUCUUGUGAGAACUUUUAAUUAGGUACCUUGUGACAACCUUUACCACCCCAUAUUAGCACGUGGAAGAUAAAAGAACUCACAAGGCUUGCGAGGUUUAGUAAAUAGCUUGAAUGCUUUCUUGCAAAAUUGGAGACACUCACAAGCACUUGUGAGCUUUGAUAAGGCCCCUGAUUCUUUCCUCUGAACUUGUGAAAACCUUAGUUGAGACAAAAAGCUGGUAAACAUUGAACUGUGUGGUGGUUUCUUAGUGUGCAAGACAUUCCAGUAGAAAGGUCUGCUUAAAGAUUUUGUUUAUAUUUUCCACAAACAAACAUAAUGUGAGAAUGAUAAGCAAAGUAUUGUUUCAGAUUAAUCAGUCUUGCUCCUGCAUGAGCCUUUACAAUCUAAGUUGGAGUGUAGCAAGGAUGAAUACACUUCUGACAUAAUACAUGUAGUUGAUUAGAUAUGGGCAAUGACUACCAAAAUUAAGCAGUGGAGAUCUUUUUGAAGGAUAAACCUGGAUCCAUACAAAUUUAUACUAGACGGUAACUUUUCCACACUAUCUCUGCUUCUCUAAAUGUAUAUCUUUAAUUGAUCACCAGUAUUUGAUUUUUGCUCAGACAUGAAAACUGAAGGAGUUGGGGAUGGUGGGAGUGGAUAUAAAUGUGCACAGAAACCUUGUCAUAUUCAUCUGUUAAGUUGCUUCUUAAGUUUCCUUUGUUUGCUUUAUAUUUGUUUUAUUACAAUGCAAAGGAUAGGAACACUGAGGAGUACCUCUGUGUAUGUACCACAGCAUGAUUCUGUUGAAUAGAUGCAUCCUGUGCUGGCAUAGGCAGAAGUUUAUUUACAUAUGUUCCUCUAAGGCUCAUUUGAGCACUGUGUGCUUCAUUUGACCAAAGUUCUAGUUGUUAUAAGUGGGUAACCUGCACCAUGUUUCAUCUUAUUUAAAAAGUAACUGUGAUCUGAAAGAGGUAGCUAUUACUUAUCUGAAAAUAAUUUGUUCCAGCUAAUCAAAUUCUACAUUACUAUUGAGAGGCAUCUUUUUCUAUGGGACUCAAUUGUGUGCAGUAUGUUUGUCCCCUGUGAGUAUUAGUUUCACGGGUGGUGGAAGGGAAAAGGUUCUGCGGCAGGAAUUACCUUCCUUAUCAUGAAAUGACUAAAUUACAUGAAGUACAUGCCAUGUCAAACCUCUGAAUAGAUGUGUAAAUGAUCUGGCAAUGCCAGUAUUUGAAUGCCAACUUAAAUCAGAAUACCAUAUUGGCUAUGUAAAAUAGAAGAAACUUAUUUUUUUCUAGUUUCAUACACAGAAAAAGACAUUCAUGCAUAAUGUCAUUCAUCCAUUAUUACUUCAUCACACACAUAAAUACUAAUAUAUUUCCAGUUAUUAUCAGACAUCUAGGGUUUCUCUAAGUCCUCAGGAAACAGGAUCAUGUUGCUUUAUAGUCACUGUACAUGUACUUAUCCUGCUGUUUCUUUCCAUAUUUUAUAAUUAUUUUUCCUAUUAUUGCUUCAGAGCUCUCCACCUCAUUCUACAUUUAUUAUGGUACCACCUGGAGGGGCAGUGUUUUCAUUCACUUUUCAAUUAUCAUGCAGCAAAGUUUUGAAAAAUGAGUCUGAACAAAAUGGGAGAUAUGACUGGGAGAAAGUUAUUUACAUGGGAACAUUCCUUACAUUAACCCAACAAAUAUGUAUACCUCUUAACUGGAAUGUUCAUGAGGUUAAAAUUAAAUGAUCUUCAUAAUUCUGAUUUGUGUAAUGCAAGUUAUGACAAUGAAAAGAUUACAUGAAUCCAAGAGCAUUGAAGUUUCUUUUGAUAUAUACAUUUUUUUUUUAAAUUUCAAAGUAUAUAUUUAUCAUCACUUAAUUUAUUAAAAUCAAUCCCAUCUUAACAAGAAGAUAAGGCAUUAUUUAGAAACUAAAGGCAGCUUUACACAGGGCAAUUUUUUCUCAUGACAAGUGCCAGCAAGUGCUAGCUGAGUGUUUUCAUUAAGUUUGUUGCUGAUAUCUUUACACAGGAAAAAUAGACCUGGGAAUAGUCUUAGGGCCGCUUUCAUAGUCGUCUGGUACGCAACGUAACCAAAGGCCCUACCAUCCUGGUAGCAGUCAUUACCAUCACCUCGAUCCGCUUUCACAGUCGCUGUUUUCGUGCUAUCGGUGACUACCAGUGUGGUGAUGAUCAUGACAAGAUGAAGGCGCGUGAUUCAGCAGUGUUGGUAUGCCGGAGUGGCGGGAAAUGUCAACAUUACAUCAGCUGAGCAGAGGAUUGUGAAGGAUAAACAUGAAAAAUAAAUGUACAAAGAGUAAACGUGAAGAAUAUACAUAAAAAAAAUAACUGUGAAGAAUAGAUAUGAUGAAAAAAUGUGGAGUGUCUUGCUGUAAUAAACCGCUCAAAUCUGCUGAUAGCCUAGUCUUUCCGUGGGAUGAUAGGUGAAAAAAAAUUUCAUAAUGGUGACAAGUAUUAAAGUUCUAUUAUUUAGCAGAUGUCAGCAAGACAUACUCUUCACUUAUAUACCUGUAUUCAUUACAUUUGUUCAUUAUUCACACUUAUUUAGCAGACUUCACAUUUUUACAUAACAGGGCUGAUUUCAUUAUAUGUAUGCCCUAUGCAUACAUAUGAGGCUAUCUAGAAUAAUACAAAAGUUUGACCAAGAAGGCAUAACAGGUGAAUAAUGGUGACAAGUAUUAAAGUCCUCCCUUCUCCUUUAUUGUGUAUUUUGCAACAAUAAACAAUCAAUCAAUCGAUCAAAUUGAAAUUCUCAGCAGGGCGUUUAGUGGUCAGCAGGUGAAGUGGUUCAUCUCAUUCAAAGUCUUCUAAUUUUUUUCUCAUAUUAUCAUUGAAGCCCUGCAAUGUGUUGCUGAUUGUGUAAUAUUUUUUUACAUUCAUUUAAAGAAAUAACAACCACUUGAGAGCAAGAAUUUGUACUAUUAACUAAUUAAUGUCAUUGGUAAGCUCCAUUGGGGAGCGGGGGGCUUCGUGGUGCAGUGGUUAGCACACUUGGCUCACAACCGAGAGAGCCUGGGUUCGAUUCCCGGACGGAGUGGAAAAAUUUGGGCGGCUUUUCCGAUACCCUACGCCCCUGUCCAUCCAGCAGUGAAUGGGUACCAGGUAUUAAUCGGGGGUUGUGUCCCGUCUCCCGGGAUCUGUUCCCUUCUCCUAUAAUUCCUUCCCUUUCUGUCUCUCUGGCAUAUGACCACAGAUAUUGCGCCGACUAAACGAAACUUUCCAACUUUCCAUUAGGGAGCCCCCGCGGCUGCAAGAGCACUCUGGUACUAAUGCAAACAAACAGCGCUGCAAAAGGCGACUGUGAAAGCGGAUUUCUUUUUGGUAGCCGCUCAUUGGUAACGAUCAAAACAAAUAAAAGUGACUGUGAAGGCAGCCCUUAGUCCCAAUCUUGGUAUAAUAACAAAACAAACAAGUAAUGUAGCCCUACAAAUUUGCCAUUUCCACUAAUUAAACGCAUGGCAGCAUAUUAGUAACCUAUCCUCACUAAUUUAGAUACUGAGCCACAGUAGUAAUUGGGAAAAAAUAGUCCCUAAUGUUACUAGUGACUUCAGUCAAGAAGACACACUAAACUCAUUCAUGUAUUCUACUCCUGGGCCUUUUUUUAACAGAAUGAGAUGUAUUUAAAGUGUUUGGUGAGGCCCAAGGCUGGCUGUUCCUGCAUACACAGUAUUUGUAAAUAUAUCCAUGAUAACCCCUGUGCCUAACUCAUUUAAUGUUAGUACUGUGUGGCCUUUGUCUUCUCUCUGAAGUUAUAGUUUGAGCCACGAAGAUGUCAAAGAAGGGAAUCACCGAGUUGAGGCUGUGUGCAGUUUUAGGCAUGCAAUUUUUCCCUAUUUCUAAUAUGCUCACACUGAUAAAUCCUUUAUAUGCUCCUCCUGCAACAUCUAACCAACUAUCUUCAACUCAUUGGAAGAGUUUAACAUUAUAAUACUUAUUUGGUCGGUGAUUAUAUGCAAGGACAUGACUCUCAGGUGGAACGAUGUUUUGGCACAGUAGUAAAGUGAGGACCAUUAUGCUGGUUUUGUUGGAUGGGCCGGCAAUUCUGUUGUUUUUACCCGGAACUUGAUUCGGCAAUGCUUGCCUGCUGCUAAAAUUGCCACAAAUUGUCCGUGUAAAGCUGCCUCAAGACAACACCAAAAGUGUAAAUAUUUUCAUUGCGGAAAAGGUAUUCACUGCAUGGCAUUCUGCAUUAGACAUGUUGCUGGUAUUUUCACAAACUGGAAAUAAGAAACCGUUGGUAUUUGAAGCCAAACAAUCUACUGAAUAAUUAUACUCUAGUGUGAUCAGGAUCGGAGUAAAAGUAUGAAUGUGAAAAAUUUCUUGGAAAUCCCUCAAAGUUAGUACUUUUUAUAUAUUCAAGUCACAUUCAAAACUAGUAAAGUAUUGGAUAUAUGAACUAAAUGAAGAAUGAUCUGGGUUCAUUUGAUGUAAUGAAUGAUGUUAAGAUAAGCUGGUUGGUCUCGGCCCUAUUCCUAGUGCAUUUUAGUUCAGUUUUUCUAUAUGCUUUUGAGGAAAGUAUCAGGAUUUUCUUGGUAAGCUUAUAAUUUAUUAAUAUGAAUACAGAAAUACUGUUGUGUCAGUAUUUAGCUUACACCACAGACAUGGGUGUCCUUAUUAUGAAAUAAACUUGUCAUGGAAGAAAUGUAUUCAGGCUCGUGAUAUGUCAGUCACUAGUGUGUAACAUUAGGCCCCUUCAUCAUUCAUAUGUAUAGAAAAGUAGGUAGUGUAGGUGUGUAUUAUGCUUAGAUUUGAGAAAUUUUGUUUCAAGGACUAAUUUAGUCUCACAAAAGUGAUACUCAAAUUUUAUACCAACUUUUCUAUGUUUAGAUUUUUUGUAUUGAUGGUAAUUUAUGGGUGUGCAUGCUAGCAUGUUGGGGAAAGGGAUCUUGUGUACUGUUUGGUGGAGUAGCACUCGUCUACUGUACGUUCCUGUGUUUCCUCCUUGUAUAAAGAACAAUUUAGACUUAGACAAUAACAAAAAUCAAGGUCACACUCAGGGAUGACAGGUCAAGUGCUGAUCCAAAUGCCCAAAUUACCUUUCUCAUGUCUGGCUGUAAUCUUUAUCAUAUUCAAAUUUUGAAGAAAAUGUCAUUGAUGCUAAAGGUUUUCAACAAUAAUACUUUUCAUUAGUAGUUGAGCCAGACCAUGUUAAAGAUUGAUGUGACAUUCCCAGAAGAUUCAUAGUUUCCAAAGGUGACAGCAUUUAGACAUUUGCAUGACUGAAGUUCAGAUUUAAAAAGUGUUAAGUGGUUCCCUUGAAGGUUGUUUUCAAAGUGCCCAUCAUUUUCAUGUUAGAAUUGUUUUACAAUUUCUGCAUUGCAGGGAACAUAAAAUUCAAUAGUUUAUCAUUAUGUUCUAAAGUAGACACAUAAUCUGUCUUUUCUCAAUUUAUUUAAUGUGAUUGAAAUAAAUAAAGCUCAUAACAAUAAUAAUAAUAAUAAUAUCCUUAUAUGAAUAUUUUGCAGAUAAAACAAUGCUAUUGCUUCAAAACUAAUGAAAGUAGUGUGGCUCAAAUAACCAAAGACCACUUCAAUAGACUCCUUGGCACGGGAUCAGCAACAUACCAGCCCACUGAAAGGGCAAAGCUUGAUCCUACCCUUUUUAUAUUUGUACUAUUGAAGUUUUGGUAAAUGUGAAUCUUCUGGUAUUUCUGGUAGGCUUACCACCUUGCUUUUGUGAUAAUGGAUUUAUUUUCAGAGCAAGGUUAUCAUAAGUAAAACAUCUUUCUGAAGCACUGUGGCCAUUGCUGGUAAACCAGUGUGAUCUUUCUUUCCACUGUGUGGAAGUGUACUCCACUACUUUUACUAGUCCAUUGAAUUUUAUUCCACCUGCACCUGUUUUCUGGUCUUUCAGAUCACAGGGCAGUGUUGCCCCUUAGUUAUAUUUUCCAAUUACAGCAUAGGGAUUUUUCUUGUAUAUAACAACAGAAAUUUAAUUUUAUUAUAUCAUGGAAAAUUGUUUAGUGCUACCAAAACAAUUUUUUAUUAAUUGAAUAAAAUUCACAUAAAGUAUAGAUGCAUAUGAAAGAAUAUUUCAGUUAAGUACUCUUAUGAAGCAUUCUCAGACCAAAGUAUUUUUCCAUGAUAUGUUUACUAGAGGAGAGAUAAAUUCCAUAAGCAACUUGCCAUAGAGGGUUGACAUGGUAGUGCAUGAUGAUGGUGAGCUCAGUCCCUGUGUAGGUGUAGCAUGUUUUGCUUUCCUCGUGUCUGACCAUUGGAAGGUAUUUAUGGAUAUGACAAAAGAGCCUCCCCAGUCCAUAUAGUUGACUGAAAGGUAAAAAUUCAUACUACAAAAAAAGGAGGUGAAUUGACUUAUGUGAAAUGCAUUCCCAGUUAUCCAUAUAUUUGUCCAUGUUAUUACAGAAUGUUUUGCAAUCAAGGUGAAAAGUUAACAUUAGUUCAUGUAAUACCAAUGUGAAUAUGAGAAAAUAACAGUCUUUACUCAAGCAACAAAAGAAGCUUGGUGAAUAGAAUCAGUUGGAUUUUUUUGUCUGAUACAUCUAUGUCAAAAGUAUAGUUUAGUAAGAAUAGAGUUGCACUUCAUUGACAUUUACAGUUUUUGGAUGAAUUUAAUCUAGUCUUGUACUUAAAUGGAAAAUAUUUUUAUAUUUUAUUAUAGCAAACUUUUGAAAACAUUAUAUUCCAGUGAAUUCUCAACUCAUAAAAACUAAUGAUAUAUAAUUUUUUUCAGUAAUCUGUUAUUAUUUCCAUGCUAAUUAAUUUACUGUAUGCAGAACCACUGUGUAACUGCCACAGUGAUGACCGUGACAUAAAGCUACAUAAUGAUGACAAAUUUCUGGGAAAAGAUCAGUAUAAAAGUGCAUAACUGUGACAUUUUAUAUGUGUAAAAAAUACAACAUUCUACCUAGUGGGCUAAAUUUUAUUUACUAACUUUUGUUCAAUUCAUCACAACAUUGGGGUACUAUGGAAUUUUAUCAUUUAAAAGCAUCCAGAGGCAGUGAUUACUCCUUAUCCUUGGGAAGUUUUUAUAAUAUACUGUACAUUCAUACUCAUACUUUAACCCUUGCAACACCGUUAUUUUCUUGCAGACAUUAAUUUCUGUAUCAUCAGUAAGUCUUGUGGCUACCACUUCGUGUCCUUACUUUUAGAAAUGAUCAAACUUAGAUUUUCAUCUUAUUGAAUCAGCAGUCCCUUGGGAACUGAGAAGGGAAUCUCCUGUUUUGAAAAGAAGGAACAGAAGAACUAUUGGGAGAGCAAGCAUGUGCAAGGUGUAUAAAACUGAGCUCUCAUACUUUUCUUUGCCAAGUGCUGUGCUUGUGCUGCUGAACAACCAGGUAACAUGUUCCUGGAAGUAUUAACUCCAAUGUGCAAGUUCUUCAUGUGGAUAGUUAUUGAAAGGAUGAGGGUGAUGACUGUCAUUAGUAUGAGAGGUAUGUGUAAUAUUAGAAGAUUACCAUAUUGAACAUAUGAAACUGUAAAAAAUGCAUUGUGAUGUAAGUCGAGGGAGCAUGUUGGUAUAAUGUGGGAGAUGAAUGGCACUGUGUGAAUGAAGCAAUGAAACAUCAAAAAUCAGAGUUGACAAGUAACAAAUAAAUUUUUAAAGCAAUGCCUACAGAUGCAACCAUCAGGGAAGAAGGCACAUUUAAUUGUAGCAAAAUAGCCAUGAUGCAUGUACAGAGACACAGUUAGUAAGCUUCAAGGAGGGUUGCAUAGUUCAGAGGAGAGCAUGUGUGAACAAUGUGUGCUUAUUUCUCUAAUGAUCCUGUUUGUCUCUUAGCUCAUCUCAAAACUACUAAUCCUUUUUUAAUGAAUAUUGUGGUCAUAGUGAUGAAAGGAUAAUGGCAUUUUAUGAACAUGCACCUGAAAUUCUUUUAUAAAGAAUUGAGAUAAGGAAACUUUUGGUUAACAGUAGAAAGAAGUAUACAUGGAACUUCUAUACUUCAGUACUACAUUCAAAUAGUCAUUAACAUGUAAAACUUCUGCAUAAUAUGGACAGGAAUUUAGUGUGAAAUGUACAUCAUGCUGCAUCCCUUUAUUUUUAUUAUGGAAGUUGGUGGAAUCAAUAGAUUGUGUUUUUUUUUAAUUAAGUUUAUGAAAUUAAGUUGGUGCAGUUUUCCCUGCAUAUUUUCAAUUGGUUUAUUUUGUAAAGUUGACUCUAGAGAGCUUUCUAUGAACACAGGCCUCACAUCUGAAAGGAUUGUAGAACUUUCAACAAGGUAAAGGCAGAUAUAAUAACUAAGUAUUACAUUAACUUAUUAACUACAAGCAAAUGAUAGAAACUAUUCCAAAGUAAAUUUUGAGCUUUUUGUGAUAAACAUAAGAUUUGUCAUGAUAAAAACAUGCAGUUUGACUACCAAAUUUGAAAUCAAUCAGUUGUAGUCACAGCAAAGAAUAUAAAAAAAAUGAUCCUUGAUUUGACAAUAUUUUGUGUAAUAAAAUUUGGAUUCCCUUUGUAGAGAGCAAAGUGCCACACACUUUGCUUAUUUAUUUAUUUAUUAUUAUUAAUUUUAUUAUUAUAAUUAUUAUUAUUAUUAUUAUUAUUAUUAUUAUUAUUAUUAUUAUUAUUAUUAUUAUUAUUAUUUUUAUUACUGUUAUCAUUAAUCAGUAAUGAUCUCGUACCAAAAAUCUUUAUACAUGUCAGACAAAAAAGCCGUUAUAUCUAACAUCUUAGUCAUAGGUAAUCAAAGCAAGAAUCACAACAGAAUGAUUUGAGUAAGCUGGCUUUGACUUUACCCAUAAUUGGCUAAUGGAAGUAUUGCAGUGGAAAAGAGUGUCAGAUUCCAUGUGUUAGUACCACCAGUCUCAUGAGACGAAUGUGAUUUGUACUUAUUUAUUUAUUUAUUAACUUUAUGUAUUAAGUAUCACGAUAUACCAAAUUCAGUAGCAUAGAACAAACAUGAGUUAGUUGUAAAUGUACAUAUAGGUGACAUUUGUCAUAACAUACAUGUGACAAAUGCCCUUUUGGAUGUAUGGUAUAGAAUAAACUUAAUCACCUUCGUU